Messenger RNA from Opisthorchis viverrini, 1145 nucleotides. RefSeq lists its product as hypothetical. Lineage: Eukaryota; Metazoa; Platyhelminthes; Trematoda; Opisthorchiida; Opisthorchiidae. Bases 42 to 1145 code for a protein of 367 amino acids. The transcript is spliced from 7 exons. The record is from RefSeq and is a predicted model, not a curated record.
GUUGAACUUGUGAAGAACAUCUUUCCACCAGAUGCCGCUUUAUGAACGUCCAUCGUGAGGUGCACUUUGCGGUUCUAACAGCUUCUGAUAGCGAACUGCCCGAAUAUGGCUUUGAAGCGCCAGUCUAUGUUAACCCUACCGAUUAUAUUGAUUUUAAGAACGGCUAUACGGACACCCUGAAUCACCGCCGAUCGAGAUGGGCAGAACAAUUCUCAAGAAAGUCAAUAGCUCGAGGUCGAAAGUUGAAAAGGUUUUGUCGUAAAGGCAUUCCACCGGCCAGCCGUCCAGAGGUAGUUUUUUUUCAAAUGUUAAACUUGUUCCAGAUAUGGAUGAUGGUAUCUGGUGCAAAAUCCCGUAUGGAGGCUAGCCCUGGUUUAUACCUCGAAGCCCUUUCGAAAGAACCAGACAAAAAAAUCAUGAGCGUUAUCCUAGCAGAUCUCCCCAGAACAUUCCCGGAAAACGUGUUUUUCAAGAAUUUCACCGAUCCAGAGAGCAAACUUCCAUCCCUUAAACGAGUGCUCGUAGCGUUUGCUGCUCAAUUUCCAAAAGUUGGCUAUUGCCAGGGAUUCAAUUACAUCACCGCGAUGCUCCUCCUGGUUCUACGAGGUUCUCCUGAAGCCAAUGAAGAACGCGCAUUUUGGCUUUUGGACGCCUUAAUCAAUCACCUACUACCUCCUUAUUAUUCCGAUGAUAUGGUAUCAGUUCGACGGGACUGUAUGGUGCUUGGAGAUCUUAUCAAGUUGAGGGAUCCUGCCUUGAACUCCAUUGUGGUGAACUCAGGUGUCAAUUAUACCACCUUGUGUGCCAAGUGGUUUAUUUGUCUGUAUGCCGACGUCCUUCCCAUUGAAACAACCAUGCGAAUAUUCGAUUGCCUGUUCUACGAAGGUGACAAAAUUCUGUUUCGAGCCGGUUUUGCGCUUAUCCGACUGCAUCGUAAUCAUCUGCUGCAGUGUGAUGAAUUUCCUGCACUGCUUACCACCUUCCGUAGCAUGUGUCAGGACAAACAAACGCUAUGGUGUCAUGAGUUUCUCCAGGCAACUGAAUGUGCUGCACCAGGCCGCCUCAUGUUUCAGGCGCUACGAAAGUACAUUACAAAGAUAUACAUGUAUCGCGAUAUCUCGAAUAUCAUGGUGACUGAAACAUGA